This is a messenger RNA of Lecanosticta acicola, 1263 nucleotides long. The record is from the annotation of a GenBank genome assembly. Lineage: Eukaryota; Fungi; Ascomycota; Dothideomycetes; Mycosphaerellales; Mycosphaerellaceae.
AUGGACAAUGAGCAGCCAAAUGAGCAAACGGCAGUUCCGCAAUGUCACCUCUGGAGGAUGCCGCAGGAAAUUAUUGAUAUGAUCGUCGAUAUGGCCUACGCUCACAAGUCCGGAGACUGCAUCAAGACCAUCCGCGCCUGGAACGACGAGGAGAUUCGGCGCAAGAAGCUCGGUGGGCACACGUAUCAGAUUCGGCCUUUCAAGCCCAAGGUCGAUGAUUUCCUGGUCUCCAAGGCCUUUUUUGCACUUUCCGCAAAAGCGUGGUUCAGCGUGCAGACGUGGGAGGAUGGACCUACGCAUAAGUCAUCUUUCUUCAGGUCAAGGCUAUUCUACGAGUAUGGAACCUACGUGGAGCGCCCAGCAGAUUCGAGACUGGAGGGGGUAGUCACAUGCCCGAGACUUCAUACGGCGCACAUCGGCAUGACGACAGACAAUUUCGAUGAGCUGAUUCUGCAGGAAGGCCUACCUGCGAGUGAACAGAAACUACCGUGGAUCGACAAGCUCGAGGCCGCGGACUUUGAGAAACUGAAGGUCACCGCUGCUCUGAAGAAAGCAAGUGGACUGCGGGAAUUCUCUCUGCGACCCGUGGGAUAUGGCUACACUAAGAGUGACGAGGACCGACAGAUAUGGAAAGACAAUGUGCAUGCUCUGGAAGAAUACGUGCGUCCCAUUGUCACUGGCCCGAAGAAGCUGGCUGAUGAGGAGUAUCCGAAAGACUGUCCACGUCCGCUCUAUGCUGGAUCGAGAGUCUGCUGGGACACAUCAGAUAUGCUCCCCGAGGACUUUUGGAAGGAGAGGUCAAGGGCUGGAGGGCCGUUCCAGGUAAUAGCCAGGUACAAGAAUCUGGAAGACAGGGAGGUAAAAGCGAAGGAGCUGAGCGGUAUCUACCUGGAACGCAUGUUGAAGCUUGGUGUUGAUGCGGACGAGAUGCUGCGCUUGGCGAUCGAGCUGAAGAAUAAGGAGCAGCAUGAGAAGGAAGAGGAGGAGCAGUGCGUAGAGAAGAGUAUGGUCGGCGCGAUCAACGAGCAGUGCAGCUCCGCAAUUCACGAUCCCACGAUAUCGGACAACACAUCGGUGCCCAGUGCUUCGCAAAUCGAGACAUCGAGUGCCACGGAACAGUCAUGCGAUCAACUGUCUACAACUACGAUCUCCACUACGGGUCACCGAGGAGCAGAUGAAACAAGGGAAGAGUAUAGUGCCGACGACAAGAGGGAUUGUGGAGACCCCUCUGAGAAUCCCUCUAGCAACGAAACGCUGGGCUAG